Messenger RNA from Filobasidium floriforme, 2432 nucleotides. Its product is annotated as mitochondrial putative Homoaconitase. The transcript is spliced from 4 exons. Gene Ontology annotation, molecular function: homoaconitate hydratase activity; 4 iron, 4 sulfur cluster binding. The record is from RefSeq and is a predicted model, not a curated record. NCBI's taxonomy places the organism in Eukaryota, Fungi, Basidiomycota, Tremellomycetes, Filobasidiales, Filobasidiaceae. Gene Ontology annotation, biological process: L-lysine biosynthetic process. The coding region runs from base 85 to 2331 and encodes 748 amino acids.
CUUUCGAGGUGAACACCCUGCUUACACUACAUCUCUAGUCAUCCACCACCUGACUCUCCCUGGCAAACGAUUCCACCUCUCAUCAUGCCAGCCCUAUUCAGAUCGAGCGGGCUCCUCCGUUCCCUCUCCCGGACGACCCCGACCUUUCAAUCAUCAUCAUCACCAUGCGCCGCCACCCUGCUCUUCCGUCGAGGCAUGGCCACGCCCUCGUCCAUCCCGCAGACCUUGAUCGAAAAGAUCGUACAAGACUAUGCGGUCGAUCUGCCUGCUGGAAAAAAGGUCAAGAGUGGGGAUUAUGUGAUGAUCAGGCCGGAGCACGUUAUGACACAUGACAACACCGGGCCUGUUAUCAGCAAAUUUACCUCCCUCCAAUGCUCCAAGAUCCUCAACCCGCGUCAACCCGUCUUUACGCUCGACCACGACGUGCAAAACAAAUCCGCUACCAACCUCGCCAAAUACGCCAAGAUCGAAAAGUUUGCCCAAUCUCACGACGUAGACUUUUUCCCCGCGGGACGUGGGAUCGGACACCAGAUCAUGGUCGAGGAAGGGUACGCCUGGCCGGGCAAGAUGGUCGUCGCUAGCGAUUCACAUUCGAACCAUUACGGUGGGGUCGGGUGUCUAGGAACGGCGAUUGUCAGGACCGACGCUGCGGGUAUCUGGGCGACGGGGAAAUUCUGGUGGCAGAUUCCCAAGAUCGUCAAGGUCGAGCUCAAGGGCAAAUUGGCACCGGGAGUGACGGGAAAGGACGUCAUCGUCGCGCUGGCGGGGAACUUUAACAAGGACGAGGUGUUGAACUGUGCCAUCGAGUUCGUCGGCGAGGGGGUCGAGUAUCUGUCGAUCGAUGAGAGGUUGACGAUCGCCAACAUGACGACCGAGUGGGGUGCCGUAGCGGGUGUGUUCCCCAGGGACGAAAAACUGAGGGAAUGGUACGACGGGAUGAUCAAGAAGAACCAGCUCCGAGGGUUCAUGCAGCCUGGGCAAGGGAAAGUUUCUGCCAACGAGUCCCACCCUCGUCUGAACGAACAGAGGUUGGAACAGACUUUUGCUGAGAAACUGGCCUCGGACGCCGAAGCGCUCUACUCGUCCCACUUGACCUUGGACCUGUCCACCUUGGUCCCCUACGUCUCGGGACCCAACAGCGUCAAGGUCGCCACCGCUCUCCCUAGGCUGGAAGAACAGGACAUCAAGAUCCACAAGGCCUACCUCGUCUCGUGUACCAACUCGCGUGCGUCGGACAUCAAGGCCGCAGCCGACGUUGUCCGUGGCAAAAAGAUCGCCGAGGGGGUCGAGUUUUACAUCGCCGCCGCCUCGAGCGUGGUACAAAAAGACGCUGAACAGGCAGGGGACUGGCAAGCCCUCAUCGACGCUGGAUGCAAGACGCUCCCUGCUGGUUGUGGGCCCUGUAUAGGCUUGGGCGUCGGGUUGUUGGAAAAGGGUCAAGUCGGGAUCAGCGCGACGAACAGGAACUACAAGGGAAGGAUGGGUUCGCCCGAGGCCGUGGCCUAUCUGGCUAGCCCUGCUGUGGUGGCGGCGAGUGCGAUUGCGGGAAAGAUUGCCGGGCCUCAAUCUCUGGACAGGUCGACGUUGCCCAAGUACGAUACGCCCGUCUUGACCAUCGAAUCCAGCGCGACCUCGAGCACGAGGGCGUCUGCUAGUCAGAGCGACGCUGCACCGGUCAAGGAAGAGUUGAUGGCCGGGUUCCCCGAGGUGUUUAGCGGACCGUUGUUGUUCGCCCCUCAGGACAACCUGACGACGGACGGGAUGUACCCGGGCAAGUACACUUAUCAGGAUGAUAUCACCCCGGAAAGGCAGGCCGAGGUCGUCAUGGAAAACUACGACCCCGAAUUCGCUAACAUCGCCAAAGGUCUUCGACCGAGCGGUAACAUCGACCCGUCAUCCUCGGUCAAGCCCGGUGCCGUGCUCGUUUCGGGUUACAACUUCGGAACCGGUUCAUCUCGAGAACAAGCCGCCACCGCGAUCAAGUACUCGGGAAUCCCGAUCGUCAUCUGCGGAUCGUUUGGUGACAUCUUCAAGCGAAACGCCAUUAACAACGGGCUCAUCUGCGUCGAGUGCCCCGAGCUGGUCAGCGACUUGACCGAGCGAUACGCCAAGGACGGUCAGCGAGGCAAGGGAGGUAAAGACAGGGAGCUCACCGUCCAGCCCGGUUGGGAUGUGAGGGUGGACAGCUUGACGGGCAAGAUCACCGUCACCACCCAAGGACCCGAUGGCAAGUCGAGCGAAAAGGUCUACAAGGCUGGAGCUAUUGGCAAGAGCGUGCAAGAGCUUUGGGUCAACGGGGGUCUGGAGGGUUUCAUCAAGGCGUCGCUAUAGGCAGAGGGUGGACUUUUCGGCUUGAGGAAUGCAUAGUGAAGGGUGUGGAGAUGUACAUCGCAUGUACAAGAUAGAUAGAUCGGCUACGCUCGAUCGCGGUU